AUUGCAGGGGAGCUGCAGGUUUUGCCAGUAAAGAAUCACGCAUCUUUGUGUAUAGGGGAUUCCGUAUCUCUUGAAGUAGAAAUUACUGGCGCUCAAGGGCAACCAAAUGUACAGUGGUCUCAUGGACAAAGUCUUUUGGACGACAGCGAGCAUUAUUCUUCAAAUUCCAAUGGGACAGUUCUGGAUAUAAGCAAUGCUUUGCCUCUGCAUGCUGGGACAUACUAUGCUACGGUUACAGACGGAGUUUCUUCUGAAUAUGCGAUUUUCAACGUGGAAGUUCAUGGUAAUAAAAACAACUUCUUAUCUUCCCUAAAAGUUUUUAAAAAGUUUUGCUAUGCCGUAACACCUACAAAGUACGCACAAUUUCUUUUUUGCUUUUCGCUCUUUUGCUUCGUUAAUUGAGUUCAACAAUAAUUAAUACCCAACAUUUAAAAUUCCGCCAGAAACAUAAAGUUUCCUAUAGGUCUACUAUUAGUUAACUAAAGGAAUUGUAAUAAUCAGAAAAUUGUUUCAUUUAUAGGAAUUGCAUGGCAAAGCAUUGCGAGCGCAAUUCUGUUUGAACAAAAUAAUAGAAAUUUAAAGGAGACUAUUUUGACGAGAAUCAGAUGUCCACAACGUUGAUAGCCUGGACACAGACGUUGUUUGUUUUUCUUUUCGAUAUUCGAAGAGCGUGGAGCACGGGAACGAACCAACCCAACCCCCAUCCCAUUGCGCUUAAGGUCAAUAAAAUCCCCCUCAGUGUAAUAUUCAUAUGCUCGUUCGACGAUCUCCUGAGAGAAAAUUGAGGGUCUGUGAACAGGCUACAACGUCAAACGCCCAUAAGUAAACGCUUAUAGAUAACCUGCGUGUAAGCUCGUAAUUCUCACUUCUCCUUUCGUGUGUUGCUUACGCGUGACUUAAUGAAAAGCUUGCUUGCAGCCGGGCUAAUUUACCGCGCAGACGAUGGACGCUGUGAAAUGAUGAGCUCCCGUUAGGAGGCAAUGAGUGGCCAUUCUGUAUCUUAGUGUUACUAUCAAAAUCUUCUUUUAGAUACCUACCUUCGCACUUUGAUCAAGAGUCCUUUAAUAAUUCAACUUGGUGGCACAGGCGUGUUAAAGGUCGAGAAAUCCGACGGCGGAAUUUUAUGGUGGAUACACCAGGGAGACAUUGUAAGAGGACAGAACAGCCACUACAAGUUCUUGGACACCUUAGGAUCAACGGGGACAGAGUUAGAAAUUUCCAACGCCGGCGUAGAGCAAGCUGGAUUUUAUGAGGUGGUGUUGAAAGAAGCGGGUUGCGAAAUAAGAAACGUGUUUGAUGUGCAGAUAGAGGGUGAGUAGUAUGAACCAAGUGGGGGAUCUUGAAGGGGGAGAUCCGAGGGUGCAAGGUUCCUCCAUGUAGCUUGUUAUAUAUGGUGUAAAUAAUAAUUCACAUUUUUGAAUUAACUGGAAACGUUGAUGUUCCAGCUGGUAUAAGACUCCAAAUGAAAAAAAUGUUUAUUGUCUAUUUUAGGCCAAACUCCCGGGGGGCUACUUUAGGAAUUUCUGGGUGGGGAUGUGCCGCUGGGACCCUGGAACCCCUAACCUAUACCAGAGCUAGUUCAGCUGAAUUUUGCUACCCUAUACUAGAGUAAACUCCCCAAAUCCCCCUUAUCCUAGAGUAGCUGUUUUCCAGAAACUACUGAGGUCACUAGCACAGUCUAGCCAAAACAAAACCUUAUACCACAAUCCCUAGUCUAGAUAAAAUCUUCAACCAACUGAUUAGUUUUCUGAAAAAUGAUACCCUAUUCUAGACCCAAACGCUCUGAUUUAUAUACCCUAUCGUAGAGUAAACUGCUAGAAAACCAUACCCUUCACAGCGGCACAUACCUAUAUAGCCCAUAUAUGGCAGUACCCCCCCGGGGCCAAACUGAAGUCUGCGCCCUUCCUCCGCCUCUUAGGCCAUGUUCACACUAUAUAGUCGUUCUCACACAUGGAAUGUUGGACGGAAUAGUCAUCGAUCAAUCCUGAAUAUUUACUUCCCUUCAAGGGGAUUCCAGUUCCUCCCGCUACUUAUUCAUUUCUGCUGCGGUCCGAAUACCUGGUCAAACUUCACCGAGGUAGCACAAAGAACCUUUCCGAUAUGUGAUGCUCCACUCGCGCCGAAAUCAACGUUCUUAUGUGUGAACAGACACGGUGGACAAACAGGACACCAAAUGUGGCCACUUACGAACUACUUUUGCAGUGUUUAUCCGUUUGAGUUCAAAAUUUAGAGGAUGGUAGAACUUUGCAUUCCAAACAGUCGUAUGUUUUUUUGUUUUUCGAUUUUAACGGUUUUUGGCGGGAAAAUGACGUCACAAGAUUGACAGCAAAAUUUAAAUUUUAACUAAUGGCCUAACAAAUUGAGCGUUUUCACUCACGUGACCAGCAUCUAUGCAAAUUUAAUUGAAACAAAAAAAAAACGUUUACAUAAGAAAAGAGUUCAACUCCCACAAGAUUUUUUUGGGAAACCAACAUGGUCACCGUUUUAUUGUUUUGGAACACCAAUAUGGCCUCCGUGACGUCAUGUGAAAACGCUCGGUAGGUAAUUUUGAAAGAGAGUGAAGAGAUUGAAACAAAUGUGAAAAAAUUUGUUGAAAAGGUCAGUUGGUUAAAGAAUUAUUUUAAGCCUUGAUGUUUGAAAUUGCCGCCAUUUUGUUACUAUUUUUAGAAACAAAAGCACAUUUCGAAAUGCUAUAUCUCCUAAAUCAACUGAGUUUUUCAAAUUUUCGUAUUUGUUUCUAUCCCUACUUCAAAAUUACCUAUUUGUUGCGCCAUCAGUUGAAAUAAAAUUUUGCUGUCAAUCUUGUGACGUCAUUUUCCGCCAAAAAACGUACGAUUGUUUGGAAUACAAAGUUCAACCAUCCUGCAAACUUUGAACUCAAACAAAUAAAAACUGAGAGUUAGUUCCUAAGUGGCCACAUUUGGCGUCCUGGCCCGGGUUUCUCGAAGCAUGGUUAGUGCUAACCAGCGUUAAAUACCAUGGAAACCUAUACAUUUUGAUACCUCUUAACCAACGGUUAGCGCUAACCAGGUUUCGAGCAACCCGGGCCUGUUAGCCCACAGUGAGAAAUUUUCGUGUCAGCGCCAGAGUCAACCGGUAUAGUGAACAUAGCUUUGGGGCCUGGAUGAGUUGAAGAUCUAGUUGAGCCGCCACUGUUAAAGGUUCAGUUUCUAAUAAAAGUUGGCGUAGUAUCCGCGAGGGUGCGAAGCAUAAAUUUUGGCUUUAAUAACUGAGUUGAUAAAGUCAGUUUGCCUCCUCAACUCUUUAAAGUCCAAGGCUGACGAACAUCAGUUUUCUCCGAACAAAGGCAUACAAGAUCAAGAGGAAAGGUUAUGAGAAUUGAUGUAGGGUAGACCGCGAGCGGUUGUUCGUUCUUCUUUCUUUAGAGCCACAUGCGGCGAGGAAAAAAGUAAAAUUUUGCAAACUAAUGGUAAAAAGGAGAAGAGAUUGAGGCGGAGGGAGGAAAAGGAUUUCCUGUAUCAGGCCUGUGCCCUCGUUUCGUUCCUCACUCGCCCCUUGGGUGUACUCGAAGUAAUAAUAGGAGACAAGAGAGGAUAAAGGGGACAGAGAAGGCAUCCCCCAUACACACCCUAUUCCAUAGGUAAUUCGUCUCGAGUUAUUUUUAAGACCACAGAUCCCAAGGGGCAUUAGACAACAGCCAAUCACAUAGCGCGAAUGUGUUCCGCGUGGAUGACCCACGCUCAGAGCCACGCGUCCUUCACGAAUUGACGCAGAACAAAAUGGUUGAGAGCGAUAUUGCUAUUCGUUGUGUCGACGAAAACGACUACAGAAAGAUUUCUGCUAAAGCCGUGUCAGCGAAACGGAAAUUAAAAAAGAAUGGCCCUUCCUCUCUUGUAUAGAGCUGACAGUACAGCAGGGAAAUCCUUAAGACACUGAAUAUUCUCUCAGGAUCAUUUAUAAUUUACAGUUUGAAGAGAGCAAUUUCUGGUUUGAUAUUUAUUCUUUUAUUUGUCUUUCAUUAUUCAACAAAAAUAACACUUGGCGUCCUACUGGCGUACCAACGACCGGUUUCAAUAGACCAGCGAAAUAUCUCAUUUUAUUAAAGCACUGAGGUUACGACAACUUCGAGUUAAACUAAUUUCACGGAUUGUCAAAGAGUCCAUCGAUUCCCUUUUCCCAGGUGAGCGCCGGUUCAUUUCGCUUCAAUAUUCAGGAACGCUCUCAAUGCUUUUCUCCCGACAUGUUUUGCACGGCGUUUAGUCAUGCGAAACCUCCAGGAAACAUCCUUACAGCGCGCCGCGAGGUAACUUUAUCCCGAUUCUAAAAAUCACUCGAGACGAAUUACCUAUGGAAUAGGGUGUGUAUGGGGGAUGCCUUCUCUGUCCCCUUUAUCCUCUCUUGUAGAAGAUUGUUUGUUCGCAGUUUGGUCAUAGGGGAAAUGCUUUGAUCUAUUUAAUUAAACUCUUAACUACAUGAAGUUAAAUUUGAUGAGAUUAGUCUCGAAAAUUUGUUUGUGGAUAUCGCUGCUUAGGGGUUUAACAGAUUCAUGAUCAAAAGCUGACGUUUUGGACGCUGACUCUUUUUUCAGAGAGAUUAAAAAAUACGGUGGGUGGUAUUGUUGUAUUGAAAACUGCAUCGACAAGUGCCGGUUUGGGUAGCUUUUUACUAUCAUGUGCUGAGCCUAAUAAUAAACCCUCUUUGAGAGAACCUGGGACGAAAAACUGCGUUGCGCAAACUAGCUCAAACUAUUAGAGAAUAGCAGUGAAAUUCUUAAACGUCUUCAUCUGAAAAGGCUACCUGUUUCCAUCCAUGUUCCGCAAAAGUGUUGUUGAGAAUGUUUCUGCACGAUUACUCAGCUAAUUAUAACCACAGUACAUUGGACUUUUAAAAUGAUAUUAGCCACGACGCAAAGUUACAAAAGUGUAAAUCGGGCUCAUUUUGCUCGUUUGGUUAUAAGCAUUUAGGAUAUGGUUAAUUGGGAACUUGCAGUGAUGCAGCAAAAUGAUUACUAAAUAAUUGCAUUGUAAUUAUUUUAGUGCCAGAGGAAGAGAAAGAGGAAGAAAUUUCAGUGGCUUCAAAUACGACAGGUGAGAAACUUGUUACGGCACCUUCCAUCAUUCCCGGGGGGUACUCCCUAUGAUAGCCUAUGCGUGGAGGCUCCGCCCGAAAGGGGUAUCUUUUUCAGGCCUCAGGUAUAUGAAAGGAUAAGGAAAUCUGUCAUUUGGGUGUGUGUAAGAGCUAACAGAUGACUUUUAUGGCUUUAUAAAGUCGAGAAAACGUUCUAUUUUUGUGAUUGAUUCAUAUAACAGCGGUUAAAAGGGAUACAAAGUUCUAAACAAGGUACUUGAAAGGGGCAUCAUUUGUCAAUAGAAGGUAUACGAAAGGGGUACCUUUUUCGUGAAAAAUGGUAAAUAAAUAGCUGAAUAGCUGCAAUAGCUGAACUAUCCGGGGCGGAGCCUCCCCGUAUAAACAUUUGUUGCGUAAUCCCCCCGCCCCGGUCAUCAUUUCCCUAAAGGUUUGUGAAAACUAAAAUAGUUGAUAACCAAUGGGUAAAGAAACCAUUAUACAGUGACUGCUGAGCAGUCUGCAAUGGCGGAACUAGAAAAAGGGCCGGAUAAACAAACUCCCUAUGGCCUUACUUGUACACCAAAUGCAAGGGCCGUAAGGAUCACCUUGCGAGAUCAGCUUCGUUUCGUUUUAAAAGCCUCCAUCACUUAAACUGACUGAAGGUCUUUAUCUGCCAGUGAUAUGAAGACUUUUUGCCUAUUAUCAGCCUGGUCUGUGUGUGUGUUCCAUCUCGAGAGGAUAAAGGUCCAUCAAGUCGAUGACCUUUAAAGUCCACUUAUUAAACACUUUAUAGAUUGUGUCAAGUCUUGCUUUGUUGCAUGUUACUCUUCUCUGUAUAACAGCUUAAACAAUUCAACCUUCACUGCUUGCUAUAGACACUGUUUUUCCAAGUGGGAACUCAAGGAGUCGACACUAGUUGACAAGUGAGCCUCCCUCUGCCACUUCUUCAAUUCUCCUACCACAAUGUAUUAUUUGUUCUCUUACCCUAGACGAAUUUAUCGUCAAUAGAAAUCUGUUAAUAAUAAUUAAUCGAAUAACCAGUUUCGUCCUUCCUUUCACGAAACCUGUAGCAUGCUACUCUACCUUAAAAAAAGACAAUGGUUUUUUUUUUUAUUUUUCAUUUCAGAGCCUGUCAAGUUAUGGGGUAUUAUUGACUACAAAUACCUUAAGGUAUUCAGUGGAGAUUUUACUGGCGAAUGGUACGUUGUACCAAGUGUCUUGGGUCCCAUUGUCAUUUUACUUCUGGUGUUUAUUGUUUGCCUGAUUAGAAGGGCAGCAACUAAAAAGCGGUAAGUUGACAUACUUUCUGAAAGCAGCAGGUAAUGCCGUGUUCUUUCCACGCAUGUUCAGAAAUUUCGGAAAACUCGGAACUCAGUUACUUCAUACAAUACACACAAAUUAAUAUUUGUAAUUUCCAUAUGACUUCAUGUAGACAGAAUUGUUUACGUUUAAGUGAGGAUUGGGGCUAGGGGACACUUCAUGAUGUUUAUCAUAAGGGGGAUGAAUCCCAUUCGGCCCCGAAUCCUGGUCAUACGUGUAUCUGAUGUCUUCAGGUUGUCUCUUUCCGUCCAACACCACGUAAUGACCAGACUUGUCAUUCCAACUUUUUAAACUCUGAACGAAAUCCUAUGGUGUUACCGUCCAAAUUAAACUUCUUGGAAGAACGUUUGAAAAUCACUUUUUAGUUCUUUGAAUUUUACAAAAGGAAUUUGAAUUUUUUUGGCGAUUUUUUUCUUGCCAGCUAUAAGGAGUGAAAGGGUUAAGGAGAGUGACGUCAUUUGAGUAAUGAUAAAGAUAAUGCUACAGGAGCCCUCAAAAGAAACUCUUUUCAAUGGAUAACGAAAAAAGCAAACGAGCGUUUAUCUCUGCUAAGAAGUAAACGUUUUUCCCUGCACAUUUAGCGCAAAAAUUUGUAUUAUUUUGUUAAACAACAUGUUCGCUUUAUGAUGUGGCUGCUGGUGGUUUUGCACUGUUCGAAGGUCAUUGUUUGCCUUUCGCACUGUUCUAUAUUAUAACUCGAGUGUAGUUUACAGAAAAACCUUUGUGAAAGUGCCCCUGAACGAGAGAGUUUACUUACUGUCCUGUACUUUGGUUACAGUCCCAAGAAAGAAAAAAGCGAAGUCAAGAAGGAGCCCAAAGUCACAACUCAUGUGGUGAUUGAAAAGCCUGUAUACACAGUACAAAAACAGGUUUUAGACCCGGUGUACUAUCCAACCACUGAUCCAGUUUUCGAUAUUGCACCUGUUACGUCAAGUCAUCCCCAGUCU
Messenger RNA from Porites evermanni, 7295 nucleotides. NCBI's taxonomy places the organism in Eukaryota, Metazoa, Cnidaria, Anthozoa, Scleractinia, Poritidae. The record is from the annotation of a GenBank genome assembly.